AUGAAUUAUCAACCAAUACAAACGGUUAAUCAUUUUUCACCAAAUAUGAUGAUUAUCGAAGAAGUUGGUUCAACGGAGAUGAUCGUCAAUUCACCAUUGAUGAUACCCGAAUGUCUUGCUAGAAUAUUCGAAUAUCUCAGGGGGGAACGAGUUUCACUACAUUCAUGUCUAUUAGUUAAUAGAUCAUGGUGUAGGAUCGUUGUACCAAUUUUAUGGAGUGAACCUUUUAAACUUUUAAAGGAUAAAGCCAAUGCUAGUCUUUUAAGGACAUACCUUUCGUGCCUAGAAGAUCAAGACCAAUUACAAUCGAUACAGGAUUGGAUGACGUUUCCAAAGGCGGUUUUAUUAUCACAACGUGCAGCAUUUGAUUAUCCGGUUUUCUUACGACAUUUGUGUUGUAAAACAAUGUAUGAAAUGAUAGAGAAUUGGUUUUCGGAAAUAGCUUCAUUGGAAAUUCAAAGAAAUUAUAAGGAGUUUAGUAUACAAUUAAUUGCUAGUAACUUUUUUCAAUUAAUAAUGAAUAAAUGUCCGAUCCUUGAAACAUUGGUUCUUUGGUCCGGAGCUCCUAAUAAUAUUACAAUUACGGCGGCUUUAUCAGGAACAAAUACUUGUUUAUCACGUUUAGUUACGUUACACGUUGAAGGGAAUUAUCAGGAUAUUGACUUAUGGUCAAUAUCUCAAAGGUGUCAUAGUUUGAAACAACUUACAAUUGAUGUGGAGAUUAGUGGAAAUUCCAUGAACAUAUUGCAUAAUUUGGUAGAAGUUCAACAUGAACUUGAACAUUUUAGAUUGGGAUUUAAACCAGAAAACAAUAGUUUUAAUAACAAAGUUCAACCAAAACUUUUAGUAGCAUUAACCAAUCGACCCAGUAAUUUACAUACGAUAGAAUUUAAUCGAUGUAAUUUCCUUGAAUGUUCUAGUUUGGGGGCUUUAGCAAAAUGUAAAAACAUCAAACAUUUAGUAUUAUGGAAAUGCGUGGGUUUGGGACCAGAAAAGAUGUAUAGUUUAUCCCAAGUAAAUUUUGGCCGACUUCAAAGAUUGGAAAUUUACGUACAUCCAGGAGUAGCCGCUGAUAUGGUAAUUAAAAUGAUAAGAGAUUCUAAUAAUCAAUUACAAAGUUUACGAUUAGCGGGAAUAACACCUCAAUGCGAAUUACCAUCAGUACUUUCUGUCAUGACGAUGCAUUGUCAAAAUCUCUCAGAUUGUCGAUUGGUUUUAAAGGAUGGGGAUAACGACGCUUUUAAUGCAUUACUUGCAUUUUUGGGAGUCUCUUCAAAAUUAGAAAUAUUGUAUAUCACGUUUACCGAUAGAGUGUUUCCUAUUUGUAAUUAUGAAGAUAUGGCGAAACAUUUACCAAUUGGACUUAGAGAAUUGGUAUUUAGGGACUUCCUAUUUUCACCAAUGAGCCUGGCAAAUUUCUUGGAAAACAUGACACCUACAUUCCAUUCACUUAGUUUUUCGAAAAGACAUUUUGAUCAACAACAUAUUGAUGUAAUUAUCAAAUAUGUAAAAAGUAAAAAUAAUGUGUAUCGUUUAAUGAAACAUACUAGAUAUAUGAGUAUUAAAGCAAGAUCGGAACCUUGA
Messenger RNA from Rhizophagus irregularis DAOM 181602=DAOM 197198, 1584 nucleotides. RefSeq lists its product as uncharacterized. The record is from RefSeq and is a predicted model, not a curated record. NCBI's taxonomy places the organism in Eukaryota, Fungi, Glomeromycota, Glomeromycetes, Glomerales, Glomeraceae.